This is a messenger RNA of Peronospora matthiolae, 177 nucleotides long. Lineage: Eukaryota; Oomycota; Peronosporomycetes; Peronosporales; Peronosporaceae. The record is from the annotation of a GenBank genome assembly.
AUGACCUCAAUGGCCCGUCUCUUGCUUCAACCGCUGUCGCAAGAAACGGGCCUCGUUGGUUGCCUAACCUCCCACCGAAGUCUCCUCCGUAUCCUCAUCCUCCGCAUCAAACAGCAGCAGAGCCCCAAGCUCCAGUACGUGUGCGGAGCGAUUGCGCGCGUGCUUGCGAGCCUCUAG